UGAGAACAUUUCCAAACAUCUGUUCGGCGAGUGAGCACACCGCCAAUAAAAGCCAUAUAUUUUAUCAAAUUAUCUGUGCUCUGCGGUUUAACCCAACCGUGAAGGCUGCUUUGCCUUUAAAUCAGACUCAUGAUUCUAUACAAGAGAAAAUAAUAACGAAAGAAAAAUAAACUCAACGUUGGUCGUGUCGCGAUAUAGUUUUCCCACUCUCCGGUGGAAUAAGAACGACUCUAAAAAAAACAUAAGAAAAAACAAACAUUUUUUUUUCGUGUCUUGGCAAUGAGAAGCAAUUUAUUCAUCAGAUCGGUAAUAAAUUGCUGAACGUUAAACAAUAUUGUGAGUGCCUCAUUAAUGUAACCGUGUGUGGAUGUUUGUGUCUUUUUUUCGGAAUAAAACAAUCGUUUUUUCUUGCAUUUUACUCGGAGUAAAACAAGAAAAAACAGACACACAACAUAAAAUAAAAUUUCGAAUGCACAGUGAAACAAAACACAGUUCUGAUAACCAUUUUCUAUUUCUUUUCCUUUUGUUCGAUUUUUCUCAAACGAAAACGAGUUAAAAUAUUUUGUGAAUGAAAAACAAAACCAAACAAGAAAAAAAAGAAAUCUUUCGCGUGGCUAUUAAUUUAAUUGUUUCCAAAUAAAAGAAAUCACAAGUGAGGUUGGUUCCGCACAAGCGAAAAUGGUUUAGUUUAACGCGGCAAGUGCAAGCACGAGCUACAAGAAGCAGAAAAAAUCGGCACAGUAUUACAUAUCAAUUGGAAGUGAUUGUGUAACAAAAUACCAAAGAAAAAUUGAUCCAACAAAAUCCAAAAAAAAACCACCCAACGAAACGGAUACAAUAAAACCAAAAUAAAAUUUUUGUUUGAAAUCUCGACUCCUGGUUCAUAUACAUAAAACUGCCAGUCUGUCGCUAUUGGAUAUAAUAAUGGGUCACGCCAAAACGGGAAAUACGAGCUGCCUAACAUUAUAAAUUAAGAAAUCAGCAUCAUUUCGAGCGAGUAAACGCUCGUCUCCCAACAAGAUGGACCGUCUUCGUCGAUCGUUUCGAGACUCAUUUCGACGCCGAAGAGAUCGUGUGCCGGAAGCGUCGAAGCCACAUCAAUGGCAGUCGGACGAGCAGGCGGUACGAUCGGCUACAUGCUCAUUUCCAGUAAAAUAUUUGGGCUGUGUUGAGGUGUUCGAAUCGCGUGGAAUGCAAGUGUGCGAGGAGGCACUCAAAGUACUUCGGAAUUCUCGAAGACGUGCAAUCCGUGGCUUACUGCAUGUUAGUGGCGAUGGUUUGCGUGUGGUCGACGAUGAUACCAAAGGUCUGAUCGUUGAUCAAACAAUAGAAAAAGUUAGUUUUUGUGCACCGGAUCGCAACCAUGAACGCGGAUUCAGUUACAUUUGCCGUGAUGGUACGACGAGGCGUUGGAUGUGUCACGGAUUUUUGGCGAACAAAGAUUCUGGUGAACGAUUGUCACAUGCUGUUGGCUGUGCGUUUGCUGUUUGCUUGGAGAGGAAACAACGACGGGAUAAGGAGUGUGGUGUCACAAUGACGUUCGAUAUGAAAAAUUCAACAUUCACCCGGAGUGGUUCGUUCCGACAACAAAGCAUAACCGAAAGAUUGGCUAACAAUGAACGUAGUGUGGAUCCACCAUCCACAGCUGUCGUGCCACCACAGCCGAAACCGCAUAAUCCAUUCGCCAUUGAACGACCACACGCAACACCGUCAAUGCUCGAGCGUCAAGGUAGUUUCCGCGCAUUUAACGCUCUCAGUACACAAUCUCCAUUCAAACGGCAAAUGUCACUCCGUAUUAACGAUCUUCCGUCCAACGCUGAAAGGCAAAAAGCAUUUCUUGAUCCGUUAGCUAACGGUCAAAUUGGCAUUCGAUCUGUGUCACCAAUACCGGAAAUAUCUUCGCAACAAAUCGAUACCGUUAGUCAACUAUGCCAAGAACUUAGUCAAGGCUUAUCGCUGUUAAGUCGAAACGAUGCUGACGAUCUCAAUUUCAAUAGUUUAACGAGCGUUAAUCAAAAUACGGCAGCUGCAAUGAUAGGAUCGCCAGUAACUAGUCCUAUAACGUCACCCACAUCGAUCUACGCAACAACGGUAACCAGUACGAUUAAUGUAUUCCCUUCAACUAUAAGCAAUGCUCAAGCUCCAUCAGUCGUAACACUACCCAAAAGUCCAAUCACCGUUGCAUCAUCUUCCGAUACUUCACCCAUAAAACAACCGAUCACCGUUCCAAUAUCCCCGCCAACAUCACCACUGAAAACAAUACCGGCCGAUACGAAUGGUGCUUCUCAAUUGCCCAAAGCCGAUCAAUGGCUGGGCCAGGUCGUCAAAAGUACAUCUCCGCUUCCGAAACGUGCUCCACCAUUGGCCGUUCACUCGCGCGCUAAAUCACUGACAACAACAUCCGACCCGUUCGACUCGGAAUGGGUCGCCAAUGUGACGAAACCGGAGCUGCGAAACACAAAUCCGUUCAUAUCGCCACCAAAGCCACCAGCUCAAUCAUUUCAAGUUCAAUUGUAAAUUUCGAUUUUUAUUAUAAUUUGUGGGCGCGGGCAGCGGCGUUGUAUACAUUUUUUUUAAGUGAAUGAAUGUGUCGAUGUGUUUCAGUAGAAUCACUUUUUCGUUAUUUCGUUAGUAAAGAAACAAAACAAAAAAAAUUUAUUCGAUCAAAAUGUUGUGUGGAUGUGUUAGAAAGAACAUUGUUUUCCGGCAUAGCCAGUUGUAGAAUAGAAUAGUUAAACACCAGACGCAAUGAGUCUAUUCUGUGAAAGAGUAGAUUUCGAAACUUUUUUCCGUCUCGGGACGAGGGAAUCACUUUUUUUACAAGAAAAAUGAAGAAUUGUGCCCAUGAAGUCCCAGAACUUUUUGGAUGCGAUGGAGUCUGUAAUAGAGCGAUCGGGCUAUCAAUAAAUGAGGAAGAGUGAUCAAACUAUUAUUAAAUUGUUCAAGCUAGACGCAAAACACUAUUCUGAGAAGGGGACUCUGAGAAAAACAAGUUGUUCAGUGGCACGACUUUUAAAUACGAGAAAAUUAUCAAAACUGUUUUAUUCAUUCAAGAGAAUAGGUACUCCUUGCAAAUUCACAAACAUUUUUUCCUAAGACGUCGACAUGCUGUGAACCAGGAGUUUCUUGAAUCACUGAUAUCCGGACCACAAAUAAAACACAAUGUAUCCCCUUCGGGUGUUUAUUUGCGUGUGACUUGAAUCAGUUUUCUUUUUAACUUAGGCUACUCGAUCUUCCAAUCAUUGACUACCAAUUGUCAACCACACUGCUGCUAGCUAUACCACUAUGUUCAUACGCAGCAAAUCUUGUCAGGACAAAUACCAGAACUUCAAUCAAUAGCAGCGAAUGAUGUUGACUGUUGCUACAUAUUAUUCUGGGCCCAUAACCUGUUAGCAGAGAUUUUUGAAUUGGCUACUCUUACGGAUGUCACUGAUAUUCAAACCACAAAUCUUUACUCUUCCGUCGUGACUUGAAUCAAUUUUCUUGUUAACUUAGGCUACUCGAUCUCUAAAUUCAUCUAGAUUACUACGUCUAUGUUAUUAUCAAGUGAUAGUAGAUUUAUGAUUGGGAAAGCAUUGUUAGUGAAGUUGUAAGGAACGUCAACACAAACUUUGACUUUAAAUAUCGAAACUUUACAAAAG
Messenger RNA from Bradysia coprophila, 3641 nucleotides. It is a transcript of the gene numb, whose product is annotated as NUMB endocytic adaptor protein. Gene Ontology annotation, cellular component: cytoplasm. Lineage: Eukaryota; Metazoa; Arthropoda; Insecta; Diptera; Sciaridae. The record is from RefSeq and is a predicted model, not a curated record.